Closterium sp. Naga37s-1 is the source of this 480-nucleotide messenger RNA. The record is from the annotation of a GenBank genome assembly. Lineage: Eukaryota; Viridiplantae; Streptophyta; Zygnematophyceae; Desmidiales; Closteriaceae.
AUGGCCUCUGCCGUCCUCCGCAGCUCUUUCCUCGCGGCCCCUGUCGCUGUCAAGGUCGUUGAGCUCUUCGGCGAGGACAAGACCGGCGGCGUUCGCGGCAAGGUCGUAGGCUCGGACCCAGAAAUCCGCCUCCUUUCACGCGUGGAGGAUCUCCGGUUGCUCUCCAAGGCCGAGCAAGCAGGACUUCUCUCACUCGCAGAGUCCUUCGGCCUCUCAUUGACAGCCAUCGAAGAGCUCGGCCUUCUCUCCAAGGCUGAGGAGUUCGGUAUCCUUUCUGCUGCCACUGACCGAUCCACACCUGGCACCCUUCAAGCUCUCGCCUUCCUCCUGCUGCUCGCUGGCCCUGCUUUCGUGUACUUCGUUCCUGAUGACAGCACUGGGUUGAUUGUCGCUCAGGUUGUGGUUUCGUUGUUGUGUGCGUUUGGCGGAGCUGCUGCUUUCGGUGCUGGCCAGCUGCUUGCCUCUCUGCAGAAGAAGUAA